Folsomia candida is the source of this 1305-nucleotide messenger RNA. RefSeq lists its product as uncharacterized. NCBI's taxonomy places the organism in Eukaryota, Metazoa, Arthropoda, Collembola, Entomobryomorpha, Isotomidae. The record is from RefSeq and is a predicted model, not a curated record. Bases 314 to 1210 code for a protein of 298 amino acids. The transcript is spliced from 4 exons.
CAGACUUUAUCCGGGUGCGGAGAUUCGAGGGAGCGAGCUCAGUGCGUUGACAACCCGGGUAGAGUGAGGUUGAGUUCGUUCCCGUGUAGUACCGCAUAAAACGCACCAAUAUUCUGGCUUGGCGUGAAAGGAGUAAAGUUAUCGUCAUGCGGGCGCUAAAAACUGGAAUUAGGCAAGAACGACGAUCUGUCCUCAACUAAUUGUUUUGUGCAUUAGCAAAAGUGAAAGUGCGGUGUGUUGAAUUGGGUAACAAAAAAACGUAUGCAAAUCCCGGUGCCACGCAGGGAGUCAAAUAGCUUGCUCAUUUACCAAAAUGAUCAACAACGUUCUGCUUCUGUGUCUUCUGUUGGGACUGCAUUCCUCCAUUCACAUCGUGUCCAGUUUGCGCCUCACGUCCGUCGUCAUCCCCGAGUAUGUCAUCCUUGGGAAGGGUGGAAUUCUGGAAUGUGGGUUUGAGCUGGGUUUGGAGGAUUCUGGUCUGUACGCCCUGAAAUGGUACAAGGACAACGACGAGUUCUUCCGCUUCAAACCGUCAGACCAGCCGCACAUCACCGUCUUUCCUCUCAAAGGGGUCACCGUCAACGUGAGUGGCUCCUCUAUCAACAAAGUCAGACUGGACGAGAUUGCCAUGUCAUCGGCUGGCGUUUAUCGCUGUGAAAUAUCGGCUGAAGCACCAUCCUUCCAAACACUGGGAGAAGAUCAUCUCUUACGAGUCAUAGCCCUUCCGGAAAGAGGUCCAACAAUUUCCGGUCUUCACCCCUGGACCAACGUGGGAGAGGAGUUGGCGCUGAGUUGUCACAUUCACAGGGCGUUCCCCUCGCCCUCACUCUCCUGGCUGGUCAACAAGGCCCCCAUCCGACCCUCCAGUUGCGGGGGGUGUGUCCGAGGGGAGACUUACGAGGCUGGGAAAGGCGAGGACGGGACGACUUUCUACAGCUCCACGUCCCACCUCGCCCUCCGCGUGGACUCGACCAUCAUCAGAGACGGAAGCGUGACCCUCGAGUGCCGUGCCUCCUUUCCGCACUCCAACGUCACCCUCACCAACACCCUGCACUCCAACAUCAAGGCUGGGCUGGGGUUGGCUCACUACGCCCACACCUUAGCCAACAGUACUUCGCCCUAUUCCACACCCCCACAAAUCCUCCUCCUCCUCCCAUUUCUGACUCUUCUGCUCGACGUGGGAAGAAACAGAGCGGAGGGCGCUGUAUAGCUUUUCUACUUUUACACAUUAAUUAUGCAUUUAUCAUACUGUACAGGUUUAAAUUUCCUCGUAAAUUAAAUAUGACGUAAAAUGACAAAAAUCAA